AGCUAUGGGGCAUGGAAGUGAACAUGGCCAUGGCAAAAUGGAACUCCCUGACUACAGGCAAUGGAAAAUAGAGGGUACUCCACUAGAAAAGGUCCAGGAAAGGCUAGCUAAACGGGGUCUUAGGGAUCCGUGGGCCCGUAAUGAAGCCUGGAGAUACAUGGGUGGCUUUGCAAAACCUGUCACCUUAACAGAAGUCUUUACUAGGGGACUCAAGUGGGGAUUUGCAGCUUUUGUCGUAGCUCUCGGCAUUGAAUAUACACUGUUUCCUCCAAAGAAGAAUGGAGGCCAUCACUGAAGAUCAAAUAUGACAGCUUAAUUAUUACUAGGCUGAAACAUACAUAAGCCUGCUGCUCAGUCUGUACUUACAAUGUGCAUAUUAAAGUCUAUCAC
Apaloderma vittatum (bar-tailed trogon) is the source of this 390-nucleotide messenger RNA. It is a transcript of the gene NDUFB3, whose product is annotated as NADH dehydrogenase (ubiquinone) 1 beta subcomplex, 3, 12kDa. Gene Ontology annotation, biological process: electron transport chain; mitochondrial respiratory chain complex I assembly. Gene Ontology annotation, cellular component: mitochondrion. Bases 5 to 295 code for a protein of 96 amino acids. The record is from RefSeq and is a predicted model, not a curated record. The transcript is spliced from 2 exons. Lineage: Eukaryota; Metazoa; Chordata; Aves; Trogoniformes; Trogonidae.